This is a messenger RNA of Diuraphis noxia (Russian wheat aphid), 1243 nucleotides long. RefSeq names its product leukocyte receptor cluster member 1 homolog. Lineage: Eukaryota; Metazoa; Arthropoda; Insecta; Hemiptera; Aphididae. The record is from RefSeq and is a predicted model, not a curated record.
GCGCACGUGCACUGUUCGUCUGGCGUUAUCACGAAAUCCUCGAGUCGCUAGAGGCACAACAGACUGACUGACUCACUGACUGUGGCGUUAGGCAGCAGCUGCUGGUUCGGGCAUAGAAUAUUGCCCCCCGACCACGAUGGCAGGGGCCCCUAAAUAACAGCAAGGUUUAUCUGCUUUAUCAGUCUGGAGUCUGGACGCUGGUCUUGAAGAAUUAUAAGGACCCCCGGAUAAGUGAUAACUGAUAAGUGAUAAUAAAUAAUUAUUCCACCUUGGUUCUAUCUAUCGUUAUGAAGAAAUAAAUAUUAAGAAGUUUCUGUGGUCAAUUGAUUAAGUAGUAUUUUCGGAAAACAUCAAAAUGAAUAUAUUGCCAAAAAAGAGGUGGCAUGUACGAACCAAAGAUAACAUUGCRCGUGUUAGGCGCGAUGAAGCACAAGCAGCUGAAGAAGAGAAAAAACUUAAGAUGAGAAUACAGUUAGCUGAGCAAGAAACAAAACUUUCAUUGCUGAGAGAUAGGUCAAAAAAAAGAUAUGAUGACUCUGCUGAUCGACCCAAAGAAACUAAACCAGAAAUCCCAAGUCAUGUUAAUUUUUUCCAAGACCUUGAAGAUGGGCAUGUUGCUCACACAGGUGUUAACAAAGAACACGAACAGGAAAAAAAGGAAGAAAAAGAAGCAUAUGAGAAAAAAGUUGGUUAUCUUACUUAUUUAGGACAGGACACUGAUGAGGUGACUGGCAAUGUACAAUGGUAUAACAAAAAACCAAAACGAUUAGAUUUGUGYGAAACUGAUAAAGAAAUAGAAACAAAAGUUAAAAUAUUUAAUGAUCCACUUAUUGUCAUGAAGAAAUAUGUCGAAGCUGAUCCAAAAAGCAAUAAACAUUCAAAAGAAUUAGAAAAUAAAAAGGACAAAUUACCUAUAACAAAACAUAAGAAAAAACAUAAGAAAAAAGAAAAAAAAAAGGAUAAAAUUAAUGACAAAAACMAAAACAAAUUAAUUUUAGAACAACUCAGAGAAAAGAGAUUAAAGAGAGAGAGAGAAGAGAGGUUUAGAGCUAGUCAAUUAUUGGCACGAAUAAAUGGAGAUGUACCUGUUGAAGUUUCAAAACCACAACYAAAACCAACUAUUGUUCAAAAGUAUAAUUCUCAGUUCAAUCCAUAUUUAGCUAAGCAAAAUUAUCCUACGAGUUUUAAUUCUUAAACAUAGAAUCUAGAAAAUUUAUUUUUUUUGUUUGAUAAAUAUUUUAAA